AUGUUCAUUUCCUCGAGCUUGGAGUACUUAAAAUCGCGGCUGGGCAUAGCGAAGAUCCUACAAGCAAUUUGCGCGCUUGUUACAAUCAUUCUACUGGCUAGGUUUGCCCGGUAUGAUGGUCUCGGCGGAGUGAGAUUUCUUUAUCACAUUUCUAAGUUCUCACUCGCGUUUUCCUGUCUUGGUCUCACAUUCUUCGGAUCAAAACUCCACGAAAAAUGGGAAUUCUGCAGCAAGAUUCCCUGGCACAUGGUCGACCUAGUCGUCCCUAUCUUCAUGGUGAUCCUUGUCGCCACUGGUUCAAUCAUCGCACUUAUUAACACUGCCGUCUCUUUCGGAAAGGGAGACGUUGGCAAUGUCCGGGUUAAUGUCGGCAGCUCCAUUGGCCUGGUCAACGCGGCUGCGUGGGGAUUGAAUGUUUUCUUCCGCUGGGCGCUCAAUAAAGAAAUGUCCUGA
This is a messenger RNA of Oikopleura dioica, 453 nucleotides long. The record is from the annotation of a GenBank genome assembly. Lineage: Eukaryota; Metazoa; Chordata; Appendicularia; Copelata; Oikopleuridae.